Messenger RNA from Geodia barretti, 1564 nucleotides. The record is from the annotation of a GenBank genome assembly. NCBI's taxonomy places the organism in Eukaryota, Metazoa, Porifera, Demospongiae, Tetractinellida, Geodiidae.
AGCGGGGAGAGGGAGAGGGAGAGCUGUGAAGCUGAACCUUGAAGAGGUCUUGAGGGAGGAGCAAAGUUACACAAGAGAGAGAACUGCAGGUAAAUUACACUCUCAGUAUUGCUACUGCACCAGAUGGUGGUUCAAAACUCUUUAAUCUCUCAGUUGGCGAAGGAAAUGCUGUCUGUAAAUACUGCAGUGAGGUCUACCCCCAGACCUUCAUUGAUCCUCACCAGGUCAGUUUACCAUGCACACAGUUGCUGACACUUGUAAAUUUAACCCCCUACAUCUCCCUCUUCCCUUUCUCUUUCUCCGUUCUUUCUCUCCCUCUGGUGCGGCCCUCAUUUCUGUCCAGGUACUGUGUGACAAGAACCCUGAGAAGACCCUCAAGAAUGCCUACAAGUCCCACGUGACAGCACAGUACAGCAGCAGCAACCUCUCUGCACUCCCUUCGAGCCCCCUCGCUCCCUCUGGUCCCCAGCCUCCACCCCUUCCCUUGGUCUCUUCGCACCCUGAGCCUACUCGGGACACCACGGCUACAGUGGAGGAGGGGCUGCCCUGUGAAUUCUGCCAGAAGAGCUGCCCACCACACAAGCUUCUCUCCCACGAGGCCGUCUGCCCAAAGAGACCGAGAUCUCGACGCAAGGACGGGGCCCGUGUGGGCGGAGCCAACGGACUGGCCCCACCCACAGCUGCUGGUGGUGGUUCAGUGGAAGUUGCUCCGUGUCAGUUUUGUGACCGACCGAUACCCCUGGCAACGUUGAUUAGACAUGAGACGCUUUGCCAGUUCCAGAGAGAGCCCUCUUUGCCUCCCCCUGUUUCCCCCUCCGCCGUCCUGUCAUCUUCCCAGACUCACCCAACGACUACUGCUACCCCAAACACAACUGCCCAUCUUCCCCAAACUCCAGAUACUUACCCUUCACCCUCCUCCGGCCAGGGAAACACUGCCGCUGUUUCGUCUGGUCGUACCCCUCCAUUUACCGCAGCCACAACCACUUCUCAAGCCUCUGGUCUAACAGACGAUGAAAAAGCCAUUUUGAGGCACCCUCACAACCCACCCACCUCCUCUUCCCUCUCCUCCUCCUCACGGCCGGCACCCCAGCAGAUGACUUCCGGCAUACUGCCCACUCCCACGGUCUAUUCUAGACCGAUCACAGCGAGCCAAUUGACAGCUCCGCUCCAAACAGAGUCACAAGUGUCUCCUCCACGCACCCAACCUCCCUGAAAUCAACAGGAGACGCACUUAAAUCUCACCCCAUCUUCUCGAACGACGGUGCGUAUUUUGGUGGCGCAACUAGGGCUCAGCUCCCUACCACCCUGCCGCAGAUUUUCAUGUACAACUCGGCCUCUCAGCCACACAGCAUCAGAGCUGGUCGGGCAGCUGGUGGUGGGUUGAGUGAGAGAGAGAGAAAGCCACUUGUCAGUAGAGGAGGUUCUAGGGGACGGUGAUGUGAAAGUGACGGAGAAUACGUUUGGAGUGGUCGGAAACAGCGUUACACCUCAGCAUCGUGAUGUAGCUGCCACCACAAGUUUCACUGCCGUACCUACAACUAGUGGCCAUUCUGAAGUUCCCACC